Trachemys scripta elegans is the source of this 1050-nucleotide messenger RNA. RefSeq names its product growth hormone secretagogue receptor type 1-like. The transcript is spliced from 2 exons. Gene Ontology annotation, molecular function: G protein-coupled receptor activity. Bases 1 to 1050 code for a protein of 349 amino acids. Gene Ontology annotation, biological process: G protein-coupled receptor signaling pathway. NCBI's taxonomy places the organism in Eukaryota, Metazoa, Chordata, Testudines, Emydidae. Gene Ontology annotation, cellular component: plasma membrane. The record is from RefSeq and is a predicted model, not a curated record.
AUGGAUUCCUUCUCAAAUUACAGCUAUUUCCAAAAUGAUACAGACUACUAUGAAGAGCAGUCUUUUUCUUUAUUUGACAUUCAUGUCCUGGUGCCUGUGACUAUAAUUUCCAGCAUCAUGUUUUUCUUGGGUAUCACUGGGAAUUUGCUAACACUAUUAAUUUUCAAAAGAUACAAGGAAAUGAGAACUACAGUUAACAUGUAUUUAUCCAGCAUGGCAUUGUCUGACAUUCUGAUUUUCCUUGGUCUGCCUUCUGAUUUGUACAGGAUUUGGAAAUACAAGCCAUACAUAUUUGGGGAUUUUCUCUGCAAAUUUUUAUUUUAUCUCAGUGAAACCUGCACAUACUGCACCAUCUUGCACAUCACCACUUUGAGUGUCGAGCGGUAUUUUGCAAUAUGCUUUCCUUUGAAAGCCAAAACAACAAUCACUAAAUGCAGGGUGAAAAGGAUCAUCCUUUCUUUAUGGGUGUGGGCUCUCCUGACUGCCAGCCCAAUUCUGUUCCUGUUUGGUGUGGAACACCGCAAUGGAAGCCUGCCUGAUGAAGCCAAGGAGUGCAAUUACAUAGAACGCUCAGCCCGCACAGGACUUUUAGAAACAAUGACUUGGGUUUCAACCAUUUAUUUUUUCCUACCAGUGCUUUGCCUGACUCUGCUCUAUGGACUCAUCUGUGGAAAGCUUUGGCGAACCAGGCACAAGCUGAGAGGACCUCAGGCCGCAAGCAGAGAAAAGUACCACAAACAAACUGUCAAAAUGCUAGCAGUCGUAGUCCUGGCCUUCGUGCUGUGUUGGCUACCAUUCCACAUCGGCCGAAUCCUCUUUGCCCAGACCACAACCAUCCUGUAUGACAUCACUCAGUACUUCAAUCUCAUCGCCAUGCUUCUCUUUUACCUUGGAGCAUCUAUAAACCCAAUACUUUACAAUGUCAUGUCACAAAAAUACAGAAAAGCAACGAGCAAAAUUCUGAACUACAGUCAAGUCUGGCAAUCCAGAAACUUGACAAGGAGCGAAAGGACUUCUUUUGAAGGUACAGAAGUCAGUUCUGUCAUGUAA